Malassezia japonica is the source of this 633-nucleotide messenger RNA. It is a transcript of the gene vps29, whose product is annotated as Vacuolar protein sorting-associated protein 29. Bases 1 to 633 code for a protein of 210 amino acids. Lineage: Eukaryota; Fungi; Basidiomycota; Malasseziomycetes; Malasseziales; Malasseziaceae. The transcript is spliced from 5 exons. The record is from RefSeq and is a predicted model, not a curated record. Gene Ontology annotation, biological process: intracellular protein transport; retrograde transport, endosome to Golgi. Gene Ontology annotation, cellular component: retromer complex; endosome.
AUGUUGGUGUUGGUCAUUGGAAACUUUUGUGAGAUUCACUUGGUCAAGGGUGACUAUGACGAAAAUCGCCGCUUGCCCGCCCUCCUUAUACUGCACUACCCGCCGCUGCGCAUCGGCGUCAUCCACGGCCACCAAGUCAUUCCCGCGGGCGACCGCGCAGCGCUUUCAUCGCUCGCACGCUCCAUGGAUGUGGAUGUGCUUCUCAGUGGAUACACGCACCAAUUCGAGGCGUAUGCAUACGAGGGGCGCUUCUUCAUCAACCCGGGCUCUGCGACGGGCGCUUGGACGACCGACAUGCCGCUGCCUGUGACCCCACCCGAAACCGCAGCGAAUAAGGAGACAGUCAAGAAGGAAGAUGCGCCACUUGCUGACAAGCACACGGAAGAAGUCACUGAAAAGAGCGACGCAAAAAAUGAGGCGGCACCCAAGCCCAGCGAGCCGCAGCUCACCGACGAGGAGCUCGCUGCGAAAAGUGUCCAGAUGGGAACCACCCCGUCCUUUGCCUUGCUCGAUAUCCAGGGUGCCGUCGUGGUCAUCUACGUGUACCAGCUGAUUGACGGCGACGUAAAAGUGGAAAAGCUCGAGUACCGCAAGCCCACGGUUGAGGUGCCAGGCACGUCCGAGUCCACAUAG